GGCCUUGACCGACAUCGGUUGUUGUGCCAUAGAAGAAGAAGAAGAUAUAAGGUUGGAGAGCACUGGUCUAAAAGAUUCGUAAAGAAUUUGCCGAAAAUGUAUUACAUCGAACAUUGGGUAGAGUCCUUAAGUAAAAUGUAGAAAUAUUUGAAAUAAUCUUUUUUGGAAAUAUGCGCAGAAAAUCAACGAUGGCAAAAUGUUAAAUUACAAUUCCUUUUUCCUGUAAUCUAUGCAAAGUUCUAUAGGCAAGAUAAUUAUGGCAUUUUUCAGUAUGGGCGAGAUUCACAAAGCGAGACUGUAUUAAAAUUAGAUUUAUACAUUGCUCAUUUUACCAACCAAAUGAGUAAAACUUUGAUGAAAAUACUGUUGGAAUCCAAAAUUCGCUCACUUGACGACGGAUACUGUUGGCUACCAAUCCUGUCAGUUCGGCCUACUCCGUACCAAAACAGAAACAACAAUUACGUUCUCCUUCUUGGCGCAGCUGUCAAAAUGGUAUCAUUUUGAAAUUGGUAUAUUGUUGGGAGCACAUCUAUCAGCAGCACAGAUUAAAAGUUCGCAGUGUAAUAUUGGAGCAUUAGGAUAUUGCCACAGUCGUCGGGCAGUAGAUCGGAAUCGUGACAAACGGAUGCAUCCGAUGCUUUCGCUGCAGUUGUUGUGGAAAGUGUUUUUGCUCCUGCACUUUGCUUGCUCCUGCACUGCACAUCAUACCGCAGUCUUGAGGUCAACGUGACGUGGGUGCACGUUGAAUCCGGUUCUCUGAAGCAUUUAGGGUUGUGAUAAAUUUAAAACGUGUAAAAAGAGCGAAAACACCCACCAGUAGCAAAACGAUGGGCAAAUCGUCGCAAGUUGCUGUGGAUCAUGAUAGCAGCAGUGAUCGCAUAACAGCUCGCGUUGGAUCGCGCACCAAGAAAGCGAAAGUAGUGUUCGAUCCUUCGGAUCAUCAUGUGCCGCGGAAACGCAACCGCCGAGGCGAGAACGAUGUUGCUGCAACGGGAACACCCAAAUCGGAAUCAAACCGUACAGCAACGCCCUCAUCGCCUUUGUCCGCCGAUGGAUCGAGCAAUCAUAAUCAGAUGCCAACCACAACACCACCAGCGCCAGCAGCAGCACCACCAGCAGCGGCAGCGAUACCAGCCGCUGGGCAGCGUGGCACGGCAUCGACCUCAUCGUACCGUGCAUGUCAGAAAUGUGGACGAAGUGGUCCGGGCCGAAUGCCUCGCAAAACACCCACAACAGCCUGGACCUGUUCUGCGUGUCUUGUGAUAAAGACAGAAAGCAAAACGGCCAGCACCACCACCACCAAACAGCAGGCGCAAGCAGAAAAGCGUACCAACAAACUACGGAGUGGCCGCGGAACUACGGAAGAAGAGGAAGAAGAUGAUGAUAUUCACGAUGUGCAGGAAGAAGAGGACUUGGAUGAAGAAGACAAUAAGCAGCAGCAUGAUUUUGCUGGAUUCAGCGAGAUGGAACUCGGUGGCCAUGUGGGGAAUGUGAAUACUGCAUUGACAGAUGAAAGGCUGUCGGUUCCAAUUAAACACGAGCUUAGCACGGACAGUGACGACGGACAGACGAGCGAGCUGCACGAACGCACUUCCGCAGGCCCAGCGACAAAAGGUGGCCAAAGCGAUGACGAUGAAGGUACCGAUGAGCCUAGGAAAGAAAUACGUUACUGGACCUGCGACGACGUUUGCCGCUUCUUUAGCAAACAUUGUAAGGCAUGGGGUGAUAUCUUUCAAGAACAGGAAAUCGAUGGCCCAUCGUUGCUUUUGAUGCGUAAAACCGAUGUACUCUCCCGGUUCGGUCUGAAACUCGGUCCGGCAAUGGAGCUGUAUCAACGGAUCGUAGCCCUACAGAACGGAGACAGAGACAUAGUCGAUGUGCGGCUUACAUGGAUUUGAAGCAACGGUGUGGAUGUGCUGCCGCCCGCAGAUCAUCAACGUAUCGUGUAAAGCGUAUCAUCUGCUCUAAAAUUAUAAUUUUUGGUACAGUUCGAGCGUAAAGUAGAGAUGUAUUGUUUAACCACCAAACAACGUACAAUUCCAACUACGAGAUCCGUAGCCAGGCCUGUGCUCAUUUGUUUGGUAACUGCGUUUUGAUAAUAAGGAACAAUAAACACAAAAAGUAAUA
Anopheles merus is the source of this 2127-nucleotide messenger RNA. RefSeq names its product atherin (gene Lint-O). The coding region runs from base 828 to 1898 and encodes 356 amino acids. The transcript has 4 exons. The record is from RefSeq and is a predicted model, not a curated record. NCBI's taxonomy places the organism in Eukaryota, Metazoa, Arthropoda, Insecta, Diptera, Culicidae.